CCGGAAACGGACAUGGAAACUGUCAUUUUAGAAUGGAGGUGGUAUUUGGCGUUUCAUAGUUCGUGGUACUUUACUCUUUAAUUAAUUGUGAUAUGUGAAGUUUACUGGAAGACAAUAAACCAAAAAUCCGGUUAAGGAAUUUAAACAUGGAAAAGGAAAAGAUACGUCGGCGACCAUCUCCUUCCCCAGAGAUACCUGUGACCAAAAUCAAGAUUAAACAGGAGAAAUUGAGUCCAGUGAGGCCAAAAAAGCCUCGGCGCUCGAGUUCAGUUUCAGACCGUGGCAGCGAAAGUCCACCACCGCGGAAGAGGCGACACAGUAGAUCACCAGCUAGAAGGAGAGACAGGUCCCCUAGGAGGAGUAGUAGGUCACCUAGAAACAGGCGAAGCCGGAGCCCACGAUUCACAGAUACCAAAAUAAAGCCGGAACGUGAAGAACAUUCCCGAAUCAAGAAUGAAUGGAGGCACAGAGAUCGCUCGGAUGCAUCGAAUGACAGAAGAAUCAAAGAGGAAUCUAAGACGUGGCACAGGGGGAGGGAAGAUGCAUCAGAUGAAAGAAGGAGGAACAGAGAUGCCCAUAUUUUUCAGCAGCAGCAAAAUGAGAGAGAGAGGAACAAUGAAAGAAGAAGAGAAAAGCGCAACAGAGAAGAAGAUAAUCUAGAAAAUGUUGAAUUUGGUGAUGACGGAGAGAAAGAUGAAAAUUCUACCAAUAAAGAACUACCAAAUUUUGAGCUCUCUGGAGCUUUGGUAGAAGAUACCAAUACAUACCGAGGAGUGGUAAUCAAAUAUAAUGAACCUCCAGAAGCCCGCAUUCCAAAGCGAAGAUGGAGAUUGUACCCCUUUAAAAAUGAUGAACCUCUUCCAGUGAUGUACAUUCAUCGCCAAAGUGCAUACCUUUUUGGAAGACAAAGACGAAUUGCUGAUAUACCUAUUGAUCACCCAUCCUGCUCUAAGCAGCAUGCAGUUUUUCAGUACAGGUUGGUUGAGUUUACACGCUCUGAUGGCACAGUUGGCAGAAGAGUAAAACCUUACAUCAUUGAUUUAGGAUCUGGCAAUGGCACAUUUCUUAACAACCAGCGGAUUGAUCCUCAACGAUACUAUGAAAUGAAAGAAAAAGAUGUGUUGAAAUUUGGGUUCAGUAGCAGAGAAUAUGUUUUGUUACAUGAAGCUUCAGACACAUCAGAAGUAGACAAAAAGGAUGAUGAUGAUUAUGAGGACGACGAAUAAACUGUAGUCUUGAGACUAGCAGUGGAAUAUAAUGGAGAAAAAG
This is a messenger RNA of Polypterus senegalus (gray bichir), 1269 nucleotides long. It is a transcript of the gene snip1, whose product is annotated as Smad nuclear interacting protein. The coding region runs from base 147 to 1226 and encodes 359 amino acids. Gene Ontology annotation, molecular function: mRNA binding; protein binding. The record is from RefSeq and is a predicted model, not a curated record. Gene Ontology annotation, cellular component: nucleus. Gene Ontology annotation, biological process: miRNA processing. The transcript is spliced from 4 exons. Lineage: Eukaryota; Metazoa; Chordata; Cladistia; Polypteriformes; Polypteridae.